UUAAAGUUAAAUUCAAGAUGGCUUGCCAUGAACAACAUUUUGGAAACGUUUCGAUGGAUAAAAAACGUGUAUGUCCAAGGAAUGCAUUAGAUAGGGUUCAGUAUUUAAAAAAAGUACAAUAUAUAAGAAAAUGGAUGAAAGACAUUGGUGGUUUGCGACGAAAUUGCAAGAAACUUUCCAUAUCGGAGCUCACGACAGCCCGACCAUGCUUGAAGAUUUCAUGGCCGAACAAACCACUUUGGACAGCAUAAACGACUUUUUGGCGAUUGGAGGACAUACUAAACUGUUUUUCUACUGUCAAAAACCCUCGCAAAGUGCCAAUGUUGUGAGAAAAAUGUCUGUGACAAAUACAACAGCGAAACUUCGCGACGUGUUAAACGAAGACUCGAUUUGUCUGUACUUUCUUCGCUCGUGUGCGGACCAUGUUAUCGAGUCGUGUCGUGUAGAGAAAGAAGUAUUUUGUGGCGAGAUAAAGGAGAGUCCACUUCUUACGCUUAACUUACUUGUUGGCGAUAUUUUUGUUCCCAUGUUGCGCGCUCGAGGAAAUUGGGAGUGCACUGAAGAAAGUACAUCAAAUUUCUUCACACAAUUUGACAAACUUGUUUCGAAUUUGAACGAAUAUGCUUCAGCGUCAGUUGCCCCGCAGCCGAUACUAAAGCGUACAGGAGUACAAAUUAGCAAUGACUUCAAGCAAAAUCGGGCUGCUGCAGUCAAUCCAUUGGUCUUGGCUGAGUACGAGGCUUUGGUAAAUGAUUGGAUUCACACAGUUGAAAUAAUUAUGUGUGGUGGAAUUGAUGAAAAGCCUAUAGAUGGGGCACAAGGUCCUCUAAGUGAGUCUCAAUUAUGGCAUCGCCAUCAGAAACAAUUAAUUGGUAUCACAGAGCAGCUCAAGAGCAAGGAAUGCAAAGGUGUAAUAUCUAUAUUGAUAGCUGGCAAAUCAAGAAUAUUAAAAAAAUGGAAAUCUAUUGAUGCAAGCAUUACAGAUGCAUUUAAUGAAACAAAGGACAAAGUCAAAUACUUGGAUGCGCUCAAGAGAUUUUUCGAUCAGCUAUAUCUCCCUAAUCCAAAUGUUUCAAUCCUAUCUAACUCAGUCCUACCUGGUUUGAUGUCAUGCAUUCGACAAAUGGAUGCUAUAUCGCGGCAUUAUUGUCGUAAUGGAUAUCUUGGAACGUUGUUUUCAAAGAUAACCAACCAAAUUGUGUGGGUGUUAACAAUUUAUCUUAGGGCAUCUAUCACAAGAGAUGAUGAGGAUACAUUAUGGAAAGUGAUAGAUAAUGAAGUUGAGGAUAUAAAUGCUAGCCAAGUAGCGAUAGCUGCAGCCAAGAUUAGAAGCAAGAAAAAAAUGGCUGAUGUAACGAAUCCAAUCCAAGAACAGAAUACCAGUUUCUCCUCGCGCCUGAACUCGUGCCUUCUGCUGCAGAAACAAUACCGUGACAUGUUUAGAACACUGCGCGAUACGCUGGGCGCUGUAAGUAGUGGUCACUCCUCUUUUGUACUUGCACCAGGCUCCAGUGCUGUUCAACACGUUGCGAAGAAGCGUUCAAUUCUCUACCCCGGUUACAAGGCGAAUUCGCAGACGAAUGCUCAACGACUUCCGUCCAAUACGUCAACUCUAGGCAACAGACUUAGAGAUUCGGACUGUCCUAGUAUGCAAAGUUCAUUUGGAGUUUCUCUGUUUGAUGAAGAAACCAUAUUUGCGACAAUGGAAAUGUUGUGUUCACGUGUUCGAAAUAUGCUGGACAUCAUUAAUUCCCUUGCUCAGUUCUCCAAGCUGUGCAACGCUGUGAGUGAUCUACCACGUCUCUCCCACAAGGACACAAAGCAAGAAGAGGGAGUUGUUGAGGAUAAUGAAGAUGACGACGACUAUGAACAUUCCGAUUCACUGCGUACGACCUCCGACCUCAGUAUUGAUGAAGAAGAGGAAGUGAUGAGUGAAGAUUCACCAAGUUUAUCACGUGAACUGUCCGUCAUGCUACAGGAUAUAAGGGAGUCAUUGGUUGAAUCCAUAUCCACACAUAGUUUUCUGAACAUCCUUGGUAAAGAUCGUGAGAAAUUUGAACUUGCUUUCUCUGAAUACGUCAACAAAGUUAAUAAGAUAGAAAGCAUCGUAUGCCAGUAUCUCGAUAGAAUUUUUGCAUUGAAGCCAAACGUUGAAAGAUCUUUGCAAAUUUUAUCCCGAUUCGAGCAUGUCGCUAACCGUCCGGGAUUAAGGGCAAUACUCUCCGAGAAAUAUAGUGCUGUGUUUUCAAACUUUGAAGAUGUUCUCGAAGAUGUUCAAAAUCUGUAUGAAACAAAUAAGGAAAAUCCUCCAAUUUUUCGAAAUGCUCCCGUGGUGUCCGGGGCCAUUUCUUGGUCACGUAGUUUGUUGAGGAAGAUCGAAGAACCGAUGAAGAUAUUUAAAGAAAACAAGUUCAUUACUUCUUUGCGUGACUUUGGUCGAAUUGUGAAAUUCUACAAUCGGAUAGCAACUGCGUUGGUGAAGUUUGAAAGUCUUUGGUUGAGCAUGUGGAAGUCACGAAUUGACAGCGCUAAAGUGGCAUUGAAGUUACCGCUUCUUACUCGUCAUCUUGAUACGAAAGAACUCGUUGUGAAUGCUGAUGACAGAAUCGUUGAACUCAUACAGGAUUGUAAGGUUUUGGGAAGGUUCGGAAUAUUGCUGCCAGAAAAUGCUAUGGAAGUCUUUCGUCAGGAAAGUCGUUUCAAGAAUUACAAGCAACACUUGGAAUGUCUCCUGAAGGACUACUCCACCAUUUGUGCUAUGGUAAUUCAGCCUUUACAGAAGCUAUUGCUACCGCAUAUGGAGUCCGUUGUUCAAUACCUACAGCCCGGACUAUCAACUCUCGCGUGGAACAGUAUGAACAUUGAUGCCUUCUUACAUCAAGUACGCCUCGCCAACGGACGACUUCGCACUGUCGUUGAAAGUGUAAACAAGGUUGUCGUGGAUGGAAUUUACCAAACUGUUGCAAUGUUAGAGAAGAGUAUAUUGUUUGAUGUUGACCUGGCAUUUGAGAAACGAUGGCGACCUGACGAAUUUCUUGAUGAAUUUCGAAAAAACAUACAAGAAAAGAAGAAAAAUAUUUUGUCGAUGUUGAAAAGUGUUGAUAACUCAGUUCAAGAAGUUAUAAACCUAGCAGCAUACCAUCGCUCAAUGUCGCCUUUGUCUCCAACGCAAACUCCGAGGCACAUUAAUUCCCCCAGGUCUCUUCAUGCUAGUGUCCGGCCUGGUACACGUGUUAGUGGUGUGACUGAAGAGAACAUCGUCGCCGAGAUUUACACGCAUUUUUCUGGCUUAUCUCACGACGCUUUACUUCGGUGUAUACAAAGAUCGCUUGAAAUCUUUUAUCGUUCUGUGUGUCCACCGGAUUUGAUCAGGGAUUUGGAAAAGUGCUGUGACAGCACCUCUCGUCCAUCAUCGGCUGCGUCGUCUUCAUUGUCAUCUUCAUCAGAAUGGGCAGUACUUCAUACUUCAUCUCAGUUACUCCAGUUUGAAGUUGAGGUCAAAUUCGACAUUCCUUAUAUAGUGAUCGCGCCCACAUUAAACGUAGUUCAAUCUGCUAUUGAUGAUGUCGUUCAAUGCUUGCUCGAGGUUUACAAAGACAUUAAGACACGAGCUAUUGACCCCAAAGAAACAUUAUAUCAGUCAAUUAUAGAAGACACCAAAGUCAGCACUAUAGUGAGAUACAUUUCGGAUGUUGUUACAUGCCUUCGAACACCUGUUGAUCGACAAGUUUGUUUUCAUCGAUAUGACUUUCUUUGGAAAGAAGACAUGCACGCUUUGUAUCAAGCGUUUGUCGAUACUGAGCCCAGUCCAGACUCGUUUUCCAGCGAAGUAGAUCGCUUGCAAAGCAUUGAAAAGGAAAUCCUCUCUGUGCCUGAUGUUCUCACUGUUGGAUCGGUGUGUUUAAAUACCACUCCAAUCAAGGAUGCACUUCAUGCGUUUUCUGUUACAUGGAAAACGAAAUACUCGACUGAACUCCACGAAACUGCAAGGAUUGAUCUACAGCAGUUGAUAGAAUAUCGUCAAAAAAUGCAAGAACGUUUGUCUCAUAAGGUCGUAACGUUGGAGAACUUGAAUGAAACUAUAAAAAUGCUUCAAGAACUCAGCGAUAAAGAUAAUGUGAUUGAUGAAGUUUAUCUGCCAGUUGAGAAGAGAUAUAUUAUGCUAAGAAAGUAUGAGCUGUCAUUGCCUAGGAAAGAAGUGGAAGAAGUGAAUAGUUUGAGAGAAACCUGGAAGAAUCUGAUGGAUCUUGCCGAUAGGGUUCAAAAUGAACUUAUGGUGGAGAAAAGAAAUAUAUUUGAACAGGAAUUGGAUAAAGAAGUCAAACGUUUCGUGGUUGACGUAAUACAGUUUCGUAACAGUUUUGACUCGCAAGGUCCUGGUAUACCGGGAGUGCAGCCAGCUGAUGCUGUUGAAAAGUUGGCUAGAUUCCAAAGUGCUUAUUCCGAAUAUGAAGCCAAAAGGAAAAUACUUGAUGCUGUUCAAUUGUUGUUUGGUCUCACUCCAACUCAAUAUCCUGAACUUGAUAGAACUGGCGAGGAGCUGGUACUUUUAGGCCUCAUGUAUGGAUUGUUUCAACAGUACAUUUCCUUUGACGAAAGGUUCCGUGAAAAACUGUGGGCAGAAGUCAACUUGAUUAGUGCAAACCUUGAAUUGGAGGAAUAUUGGCAACAAUGCUCAGAUUUACCCGAAAGGAUUAAAGAAUGGACUGCUUGCAAGAACAUGAAGUCAUACAUCAAACAUUAUCUUGAUGUCUUUCCCAUACUACAUAAACUCGCCUCGAAAGAGAUUCGCAAUCGUCAUUGGCUUCAAGUGAUGAAUGUGACUGGCUCAUCGUUUCAACUUGAAGCAAACGUGUUUAAGCUGAAGAACCUUCUUGAUAUUGAUCUAAUCCAGCAUGGCGAUGAAAUUCAAGGUAUCUGUAAUAGUGCAAGUCGUGAACUGGAGCUUGAGGUGAAAAUGAGAAACACUGAAGAGGAAUGGACGGAACAGGUUUUGCAGUUCGAAAAGUUUAAAGAUAGCACGGCGUACUGCUUGAAUAAUCAACACACUCAAAAUUUACUUGAGCUGCUUGAAGAUGCCCAGAGUACACUGGCAAUGAUGUUGACAUCAAAAUACAUAGGACCGUUACAGCAUGAAGCUGCUAUUUGGGCGAUGAAACUGAAAGAGAUUAGCGAAGUUCUUGAACUGUGGCUUGCCGUCCAAGAUUUUUGGCGAUAUCUCGAAGCUGUCUUCAGUCAUCCUGUUGCUGUUAAGGAAUUACCUCAGGAGUAUGCCCGGUUUGCAAAAGUUGACAAAAGUUACAUGAGAAUGACAAAGCGGGCUCUUGAUACCAAAAAUGUUUUACAGUGUUGUGUUGGUGGUGAUGUGCCCAAGUUACAAGUAUUGAAACAUCUCAACGAAGAAUUGGAGAUUUGCUUCAAGUCACUUUACCCUUAUCUGAACGAAAGACGAAAGACGUUUCCGAGGUUAUAUUUUGUAUCAGAUCUUACUUUACUGGCUAUUCUGAGUCAACCAUUUGUCUUCAAUUCUGUCAAACCUCAUCUAAAAUCAUUGUUUGUGGGUUUCACUGACGUAACAGUUACUCCACGACCAGACUUGCCCAGACUUUCCUGGAAUGUUCUUGCAAUGAACAUAAAGAAGACAACAAAGGAUGAAGAUGAUCAAUUAUCCAACCAUAUUAUACCACCAUUCAAAAGGUUGUCGCAAGCUACGCAUUCAGAACAUGACUUGGGACGUGUUAUUAGUGGAAAUUUUUCCAAUUGUUUUUCAACGUCUUCUAAUAUCGGAUGGAAAGUUGUAUUUAAUGAUGCUGUUGCUGUUGUCACAGAAGAGGGAGAGAGUUUUCCGUUGAAGAAAGAGGUUUUUCUUAAUGGUGAUGUGGAAGUAUGGUUAGCGGAUUUAUCGUCGGUUCUUCAGGAAUCAGUUCAUGAUGCUAUUUGUAGUGCUGUGGAGGAGGCAAAGACAGCAAACUACAUUGAUGAUAUUGCACAUAAGUAUCCAUCUCAAGUUGCUUACCUUGGAUUGCUGUACAUGUGGACUAGAGAAUGUGAAAUGGGAAUUUCUGACUUUCGUAUUGAUAGAAAAGCCCUACCAAAUGCAGUCCGACGUUUCUGGGGCGUUCUUAGUCGAGUGCCAAUGAUUCUUGUUAAAGGAUGUUGGAAGAAUGUUGAGCAAAACUUGAAUUCAGCUGGUCAAUUGAAGCUUGAAGCCUUAUUAUCUUAUGGAAUGCAUUUAAGAGAUUUACUUGACGAUCUGAGCAAACGGAAAUUAAGGGAUGUUAAUGAUUUCGAAUGGAAAAGAAACAUAAGAUUCUAUGGGAAUGUCUGUGAAAGUGGACGAAGUAAGAAACCUCAUGUGCGGCUACAUGUUAUGGAAUACAUCUUAGAUUACGGCAAUGAGUUUUAUGGAUCAAGUGUGCCAAUCUUCCUUACUCCAGUCACAGAAAAAUGCUUCCUUAAAGUGUUCAAGGCAAUUACAGAUUUCCAAUGUACAGCUCUUACUGGAGAAUGUGGCAUUGGCAAAACAGCCACAGCUAAGGGUGUCGCUCAUAUGUUGGGACGAUACUUCGUGAGUUUAAGUUGUACACCAAAGAUGGAUUGUGAUCAUCUUGGUAAAAUCUUUACAGGUCUUGCUCAGGAAGGCUGUUGGGGUAUUUUAGAUGAGUUUCAUCGUGCGUCUCCUGCUGUGGUUGCCGUCAUUUUUCAUUAUGUACAAGUUAUUGUUGAUGCAAUCAAAAUUGGUCGUCCUUCAUGUUUUCUCGAUGAAGGAAAAGAGAUCCGCGUCAAGCCCACAUUCAACUUGAUAGUCACAGCAACGUUUCCUUGCCAACAUUUUAUCACAGAACUAAAAGCGUAUUUUCGAACUGUUGCAAUGGUCAUACCAGAUAUGUCCCUUAUCUUGCGUGCUCAUUGCGCAGGUCAAGGAUUGAAGUCGCCCAAAGUGCUUGCCGAUAGAUUGACCAUGGUUGCAAGAAUCUGCCAAGGACAGUUAAAUGCUUCUUCAUCAAAGGCGUUUAACUUGUGUACCUUGACAAAGGUGAUCAAAACUCUAGGAAAGAUUCGUCGAACACAGGGUACCGUUGGUCAAAGCAAGCUUAACAUGAUAGCAUCUGAUAAUGUAACCAGGCCAACUAGCAACUCGUCUGUGUUGCGAUCUUCGAAAGUUACUGGUACUGAAAAGACGGAAAAAAAGCUCAGUUCACCUUCUGGCUUGACUCCUGCAGUAAAACUGGAUCAUUCUUUUGCAAUAGAAGUCUUACAGCAUUAUAUUGGUCCUCGCUUGUCAGAAGAGGAACUCGGGGCUUUCAGUAGUGUUGUUCGAGAUGUUUUUAACGGACUUCCUCGUGUACCAAAUGCUACUGAUAGUCACGCUAUUAAGGAGAGAAACUUUGAAUCACUAUUGUCAAAAUAUGCGUCGGAUAACAAUCUUGUAUCGCGACAACAAUGGAUCGAUAAAGUCAUGCAGCUGUAUCAUCUUUCCGAAAACUAUAAAGGAAUCGUUGUUGCAGGAAGCCCAGGUAGUGGUAAAACCUCGUGUAUUACGUCAAUGGUGGAGACUCUCGGCCAAUCAGCUAUCGCAAAACAUGACAGCGCUGGAACUCAGGUCCACACGCACAAACUUCAGCGUAUCAACCCACUUGCAGUUUCUGAUCUCUCGCUUGUGUUUGGAAAACUUUGCCCGAAUGGUGACUGGAUAGAUGGUAUAUUUACGUAUUACUGGAGAAAGGCAAACAAACAACAUCAUGUCCAUGAAACAACCACUUGGUUAUGUCUUGAUGGACCUUUACAUGAGAGUUGGGCAGAAAAUCUCUCCAGUGUUUUGGAUAGUGGCAAGUACUUAAUUUUGGAUAAUGGCGAACGCCUCCAUUUAGCCGAGGAUGUAAAAAUUAUUUUUGAAACGGAUGAUUUGGAAAAUGCCUCGCCAGCUAUACUUUCGAGAACGGCUAUGGUUUACAUGGAUGAUGAUGUGUUGGGUUGGCAACCUUUGGCUGAAGCAUGGCUAAAAGAAAGAAGCUCGCCAUUCGAGCGAAAGUGUCUGCAGAAAAUUUUUAACUACACGCUUGACGCUAUAACGCAAUUUGUACAGAACGAUGCCAAGCCUAUUAUGAAUAUAUGCGAAGGAGGAUUGUUUACAACAUGCUUGACUUUGCUGGAUGCUCUUUUACAUAAUAACACUGAUGUGACUGGAGAACUGCACAUCGAGAGGAUAUUUCUGUUCUCGUUGAUUUGGUCGUUUGGUGUUUUAUUGGACGAUCAUGAUAGAAGAAAAUUUAGCGACUUGCUUCUGACACUUACAACAGGCAGCCUCCCUGAUUACGAUCAAUCUACCUCAGUUUUUGAUUACUACCUGGACGAAUCAGGAGAGUGGGAAUCGUGGAAAUCAAGAGUGCCGGAUGAAAGUUAUUUUGAUGCUGCCGAUUUUCUUGGUGAUGUCUUUGUGGAAACGGAGGAAACGGUUCGACUCCGUUUUUUAAUGGAACUGGUUAAAUUGUCCGGUCGGAAUAUUCUUCUCGUUGGGCCUCAUAGCUCUGGAAAAUCUUCUUUGAUAAAUGAUUUUCUGGACAAGCAAGUUGUUGAAGAUAAGAUGUUGAUGGUUCGUCGUUUUGUUUACUCCAGCUAUUCAACUGCGUCAUCGUUACAACGUUUUAUCGAGAGUAACAUCCAUCAUAGGCAAGGUUAUGAUUAUGGUGCUCGUGGUGGCAAAUCUUUAGAUGUUUUUAUAGAAGAUCUGAACGUACCCGAUGUCAACAUUUACGGAGUCCAGGAAAUAAAUGAGCUUCUAAGACAACUACUGGACACUCGAGCUUUGUACGAGCUUCAAAAACCUUUUGAAUGGAGAAUACUUGAAGAUUUGCUUGUUAUUGCAACAAUGUCAACUUCGUUCAAACAACCUGCUGUCGGUUGGUCAACGUCCAUUUCAAAUAGACUAAAGCGCCAUUUUGCGGCAUUUUAUUUGCCAAAUCCUUCUGCGAAGACAUUGUUCAGCAUAGUGACAAGUGUAUUAGAGGGCAACAUGUCACAUAACGAUGGAAUUGGUUUGCCACACGAACUUCACGAGAAAAUUACCAAAGCGACCUGCUCGUUGAUAGAAAGCGUUCAACAUGUGUUAAAAACCUCACCAACACCUGGUCGUGCUCACUAUUAUUUUAAUCUUCGUGAUGUUGCACGAGUCUUUCAGGGUUUGAAAAAUUCUCCCGAGGAAAUGAGGCCAGACGAAGAUUUUAUUGUAGCGUUGUGGAAACACGAGUUGCAACGUGUCUUUGCUGAUCGCAUAAGCCGUUCUGAGGACCUCUCUUGGUUUGAACGUGAAGUUAAGAAUAUUACUAGACUGUAUUUUCCUGAGAAGUUGGCCAAUUGUUCAACACAGAUGUUUGUUACCUUUAAUCUUGAUACAAAGGAGUUUUACGCUGGCAGAGCAGUUGCUUCUUCAAAGACCAUACCCAAGUUACAUCAUCAGUCAGUCGCUAGCUAUGCUGAGGUUAUUCCAUGUUUGGAAAUGCAUCUUGAACGUUACAAUGAUGAAUAUUCUACAUCUCCUCUUUCACUUGUGCUUUCUGAAGACGUGAUCUCACAUAUUGUUCGUAUACAUCGCAUCCUUAGUAUAAGGAACUUUGGCAAUUUAUUGUUGAUUGGCCCACUUGGCUCACGGCUUUCUGAUCUAGCAGCAAUGGCACUUUACAUGUUGGAUAACCCCAUACACACCAUAGAUUGUUCACAUAAAGGAUCUUUUCUUGAUGGUCUACGAUCUGCUGUUCGUCGAGCAGGCUGUGAUGGCAAGACCACCACCAUUAUGAUUAAGGAUACAGAGAUAUCUGAUGAUUGCUAUCUUGAUGCUAUUAACAGUUUAUUGAUCAGCGGAGAAUACCCACCUUUGUUUUCAGAAGAGGAGACCCUCAGUCUCAUACAGGCCUUGAUGCCAUCGAUCAAAAGAAAAUUUUCAAGUUUCCUCACGGAUCCAAUGAAGUUCUUCUUGAGCAGAGUAAAAAGGAAUCUUCAUAUCAUUUUGUGUUUUCAGCCAAGUCAUAAGAUUCUUGUAUCUACUCCAUGCCAGUUUCCUGGUAUCCUGUCUAAAUGUCAUGUGAAUUGGGUGAAGUAUUGGGGUGAAGAAUCAUUAGUUGGCAAAGCAAGACAUUUCCUCGAAAAACACAGCAUCCUUCAAGAUGAACAAUCCAUUGUUUUAAGACCCAAUGUUCUGUUGUGCCUUGCUUCCAUACACGAGUAUGUUCUUCGAGAUUGCAAUCAUAUACCAUGCACUCGGAAUUCACAAAACAUUCAAGAAACACAAGCAGAGAACAAAGAGAUGAAACUAGUGGAUAAUAGUUCCGAUAUCUCAUACUCGAGAAAUUUACUUAUGGAAAGAAUCGAUUUGACCAAUCGCCAGUGUAAUGCUAAGUUGCCAAACGAGGUUUUUGUUGGGCCGACUACAUUUGAAAGAUUUUUGCAUUGUUUCAUAAGUUUGUUGAAGAAAAAGGAGGGAGAAAUCAAAGAUUGUCUUAAUGAUUCAAGACUUGUUCAGAAUACACUAUCCGAAGCUCGCAGAGACGCGGACAAGUUGAAAGAGUAUAUAACUAAGACGAAAGCUGAAUUUGACGUAGCCAGUGAUGUGACAGCGAGCCUUCUGGAUCGGCUUACGGCAAAGUCGACUAUCGUUGAAAAACUGAAGGCGAAACUUGGAGUUGGUAGUGAAACCUUAAAAUCAUUUAUCACCUUCAUUGACAGUGAAAUGGAAGAAGAUAUUUCUUGUCAGUUGCUUGAUGAAGAGAAAGAUGAGCUAGACGAAGAAUUUGAAAGAAUACAGCGGGCAAAAAUGAAAAGUAAGAAAGCGAAAAUCUGCGAAGAAAUUGCAAAGGCCGAAGUAGAACGAGAAAGAUUGAAGAAAGAACUAAACGUCGCAGAGGAAAUGGUCGUAACUUGGCAAGAUCGUUUAGAUCGCACAUGUUGUGAAAGACUGAAAGCGAUACAAAACCCACCAACAAUGGUUGGUAUGGUGAUGUUGAUGACAAUGGCGCUACUUGGAAGAUCUGAAUUCUCACCUUACAGCACGACGCCAUAUUCCUCUACACGUCAUGACCGCAGGUCAUUUGAUGCAGCUGCUGUUGCUGAUGACACUUCAAGUUCAGGAGGUCAAAGUAAAAAGAAAACGAGGCUGGAGGCGCCACCAAACCGUGCUCAUACCCAGUCCUAUACUGGGAUCUCAAGUGAUGGCAAGAUGGAUCGUCAGACGUGGAAAGCAAUACAAACGAUAAUUAGUGACUCUCAGAAGUUUGCAGAUGCCUUGCAUGGCAUCAACUGGCGUGAAGGUCUUUCUGAUAGCAUUGUGAAUAGUAUUGAACCGUUCUUUGCAAAAAAUGAAAUGGGAGAACUCGGCAAAUCGUUGCAGCCUGUUCCCAGCAGAGGCACCUGCCUUCAUGGAAAGAGCUCGCCAAUUUCAGAGCGACGUCAUUCUCAUGGUAUUACAGUCGUAGCUGCAAGAUAUUCCUCUGAGGAUGCUGUGAUUCUUGUUGAGUUUGUGCUCUCAUUACUUCAUUACACGAAGAAGUACAGGCCUUAUCGUAAGGUGCUUGAUUAUUUACACGAACUUCGUAGAGAACAGGAAGAGAAUGAGAAGAUUGGAGAGGAAGAGCAGCUUGGCGAACAAGACUUACUAGAAGAAAAGCCAGCAGAAAUUGACACGGAACCUGCAUUGACGGAAGAGGAUUUACCGAGAUUAGUGGAAGAACUAAAUCUAUUACAAGAUGAGUUUGACGAGGCUGUUAUGGUUAAAUAUGAUUUGCAAGACAAGGUGAACGCUUGUUCGGAGAGGUUAAAGGUAGCUCAAGAACUUUUACAACGAUUAAAAGAUUUUGAGGAAGAUUCGACGGCCUUUGUCAUGGAGUAUUCAUCGUCUGAGGUGCUUCUUUCAAAUUGCGUGUCUGCAGCUGCUUUCUUGACAUACUGCGGGCCCAUGGGUAUUGAUCAAAGGAAGAAAACGAUUUGUUAUUUCACUGAAGCAUGUGCAAAGCAUGGUUUGCCAAAAGAGUCAAAGAAAUUGUUUCAUGACUUGCCGUUGUGUGAAUAUCUAAACGACAAGUUUGAAUUAAAGCAGCUUCAACUGGCUACUGUUCCUUUUGAUCCGAUUUCUCUCGAUAUUAUGUGUUUGUUGCGUCAAGAAGAGAUAGCAAACGCAUGGACUUUGAUCUGUGACCCACAUCGUGUCGCACAAUUUUUAACCACAACAGCUAGUGAAGUGACUAUCGUAAAAUUCAAGGAGAUUCGUAGUCAUCUGGAAACGUGUUUAAUCGAAGGGACACCGUUGUUGGUAGUUGAUGUAAAUCUUGCAGAACUAGUUAAUGAUGACAGAUUUUAUUAUGUCUUAAGGAGUAUGCCUACUUUCUUAACGGCCACGAAUCCAUUUAAGUUAUUAGUUGGCGAGCAUGAAAUUGAAUGUCAGCCAUCAUUCAGAUUAUUCAUGUCGACGACAUCUUCAGCAUAUUCUGUACCUCAUGAACUGAGUGCAUUCGUGAACGUGGUUGAAAUGUGCAUGUCACGUGAUGGCCUUGAAGAGAUGUUCCUCGAUAGAUUCAUGGCAUUAGAGAAAUCUCGAAUACAAGAUUCCUGGCAGCAGGCUGUUUCGGAUUUAGUUCGCUUACUGAAAGGGAAAAAAGAUUCGAAGAAAAAAUUUCUUGAAGAGUUAUUGAAGAACAAGCAAUUUAUUCAUGAUCUCGUCACCAUGAAGAAGAUCUCGUCCAUUCGAAGAAAUUUUGAAGAAAUCAUAGAAAGUAUACAUAGAGCAGAGCAAACUGAGGCUGCGUUUCUUCACUCACGUGAGGCAUAUCGACCAAUCGCACGCCGUGCUGCCGUAUUAUUUGACGUCGCGCGUCAUAUGGGCGAAGUAAACAAUAAAUACACUUUGUCUUUUGCUCAUUUUCUGAAGGUUUUUGACGCUGCUAUCCAGCAAUCGGAAAGAACUUCUGUUAAAGCAGUGGCCGAAAGAGUCGGACAAAGUGUAUUCUUUUUUGUCGCACAAGGUUUCAUGGAAAGAGAUCGAAUGCUUUUCGCCCUGCUAUGUGCAAUCGAGGUUGAAGAUUCGUUUGGUCGAGUAUCACCUGGUGAUCGUGAAUUCCUCAUCUAUCCUGCAUAUGGAUCUGCCGUGAGAAAUGCUUUUAAUCACAAUGAGCUGAUUACGUCACACAUGAAACUCUCUAAUGCCAAGAAGCCUUUUGAUUGGAUGACGGAUGAGCAAUAUAAUGGACUACAGUUGUUAGCGCAGUCAUUUGAUUGGUUUCAAGAGUCAUUUGAGAAAAUGAAUAAAGAUGGUCGGGAAUCGCAUUGGCGGCAGAUUAGUGAACACGAAACGCCGGAAAUAGUCGCUUUACCUGAUAACCUGGACGAGAAGUUAACUCCAAUACAAAGAUUUAUGAUUGUACGAGCCAUUCGACCUGAUCGUCUUAUUCCUAUAUCCCGCUCUUUCAUAAUACAAAGCCUGGGAAAAAGGUAUGCAUCAGAUGUUCCUUUAGAUCUCGGCCUUGUUCAUCGUCAAAGUGAUUGUCGGACUCCAGUGUUGUUGCUGUUUGACGAGGAAUCUUUUGUUAUCGAAUUACUAGUACGAGAUAUAGCAGGAAAAAAACAGAUCAACUUAUCUGUCGCCCAUUUAUCAACUGGUAGCUCCAGUGAGGAAAGAAAUAUCAGGAAAACGUUGCAUAAAUCAAUGAUUGACGGUUCGUGGCUUUUGCUACUUAAUGGUCAUAACAUGCCUAGACUUAUGGACAUGCUCGACUCCCUUGUCAUGACAGUAGAAGACAAACAAAUCGAUAGUAACUUUAGACUAUGGGUAUCUGCUAAGAUUUCAAUUUGUCAUUUGCCAUGUUAUCUGUUGCAACAAUCGAUUAAAGUUUUUAUGGAUUCUCCUAAGAAUCUUCGUGAUAAUCUUGUACGUUCAAUGUCUCUGGUUGGCGUUGAUACCCUUGCUGUGAGCAGUCGAGCAGAGUGGCCAGCACUUCUUCAUAAUGUUGCUCUUCUUCAUAAUGUGAUUCGUUUAAGAAAUCAUUAUCUUUUAGUGGGCUGGAACCAGCCAAAUAUGAUCAAUCCGGGAGCACUGGAGUUUUGUGAGGCAGUGAACGUCGCAGUGAAGGAAUUCUCGGAAUACAACAUGAAUGAACGAACUAGCCCACCGACCUCUGGAAAACAAAUACAGUGGGCUUUGUUGAGAUGUGUAUUGUCGGAGACGGUCUAUGGAAAUUGUAUUUUCGAUGAAUUUGACCAACAUUCUUUAAAUGCAUUGAUUGAUUUCUGGAUCAGUCCCGCUGCGGUGAAAAAGGAAUUUGAGGCAUCCAAAUUGAAGUACAGACUGCCGUCUUUGUUGUUCUCGGGUAAUGUCCGUCUACAGUCGUUGAUUCAAUCACUGGAAUCUUUACCUCGUAAUACAAUGGACGUACCUGAAGCAUGUGGAUUACAUUCUUCAUCAGAAACAAUCGUAUCGGAUGAUCAGUAUGUUUUCACUCGUAUGAACUUCAUAUACGAUCGAAUGGCAGCCACUAGGACGCUUACCCACGCCUGUGUAGAGUCGGACUUUUACACGCCCAACAAGGGUAUUGUUGUGGUCAGUGGCCAAUCUCAUUUGCCUGGUGCAAGCGUCAUUGGCAUCCAAAUGGCUGGUGUGUUUGCUAGCGCAAGUCUAUGGGCCUUGCGUCUGAGAAAAGAUGUGGACAUUUUCGAUAUAUGCUCUACAGCCCUUAGUAAAACUCCGAAGCCGUGGAGUAAGGACUCCAUCAACGAGAGGCUCAAAAAGGGUGGUGUCACAUCAUUCGUUCUGUUCGUACUCUCUGAAGUUGAACAGAUGCAGAAGUUGGUUCAUACCAUCAGAGAAGAUCUUCAGAUUAUCAAAUCAGCAAUUAGUGAUGGCAUUCAAGGUGACGUCGUACCCUUAGAUGUUAUUGAGGUUGCAGCUUCUUUGUACAACCAACGCAUACCCUCACGAUGGCUUAAGAUGGCUGGAAGAUCGUCACCUCCCAGUUCAUGGAGUUUGGUCGCCUGGCUGAUAGAUUUACAGAACAGACAUGCACAUAUAGAACGUGUUGUGACUCAGGGACGUGAUCGACUCCCAGCUUAUUGGCUUGGUGCCUUCUUCAAUCCAAAACGACUGCUGGAUAUUGUUAAGCAAGAGUCUAUUCGAAACUUUGAAAAUACAGGUCGAUCAGCAGUUACGGAGUUGUUCGUUAUGCACACGGACAUCACAGGCCGAGAUAAAGAUCACCUUCGUGAGCCACCGCUUGAAGGGAUUUUUGUCUACGGUUUGUACAUUUGGGGCUGUGCAUGGGAGAAAACUACUGGAGAUCUCAUCGAUACGCCCCCUAAAGUAGGACUAACACCCCUACCUGUCGUCCAUUUUACGGCAAUACCUCAGUCAGAGAAGCUAUCCUUCAAUGAUCCUCACAAAGCAGCUGUCUCUUACGCCUGUCCAUGUUAUCCAUCUCGGAUCUGUCCACGAGAACCCAUAGUCACUUUAGAUAUUGAUAACAAGGAUGUUCCAAGUAGCCGUUGGCCCUUACGAGGAUUAUGUGCUACCUGAGACCCUUUUGAUACGCAGUUGUGCACUUGAUGUUGUUUUAAUGUUUUCAUCAUUCCACGAAUUUUUUUAAAACGUCAUGACGAGACAUUGUUUUGCAUUGUCUCUUUUGUCUGAAGGACAAACUUUUUUAGAUGUAUAAUAUUGUAUCUUAUGUACAUUUUAGUGUAUUGAUUGCAUUAUCUGUUCAUAUAAGGUUAGAAAACUUGUUAACGUCGUUAUGAAAGUUAUAAACAUUGUGAUGUUGGUGUUCUAUUUUAGAGCUGAUCUCAAGAUGAAACUGGUAUUGCAUUGAUGAACGCACCACGUUUCUCAAGCUUUUGUUUACAUUUCUGCGAAAUAGUUAUAGGACACAAUACCGUGUUCUGCCUAGCAAUUUGCUUUAGGCCUUUCGAUUGCCGUGUAUUAUGAGCAUUGUCAACUAAUAUUGGAGAUGUGAAGUGAUAUAGAAACAUGAAGCAUUUUUGUGUUUGAUAUGAAGGAAUCGAUCGUCCUCCGUUGGUUGACAUGGGUAAAAUAACUUGUCAACGUCCAACUGUGUUUAAUUUAUUGAUUACAAUUAAAGGAAGAUGAAUGUUUUGCUGUUUACUGUCGAUUUAAGAAGUGAUGAAGAGAAAAGUUAUCCAUCAUAUUACCACAAAUGGAAAUGAUAUGAUUCUUCUCUUAUUGAAUAAAGUUUAUUUGUGAAAUGUA
Molecule: messenger RNA, 16237 nt
Organism: Xenia sp. Carnegie-2017
Lineage: Eukaryota; Metazoa; Cnidaria; Anthozoa; Malacalcyonacea; Xeniidae
Product: dynein axonemal heavy chain 5-like
Biological process (GO): microtubule-based movement
Cellular component (GO): dynein complex
Molecular function (GO): ATP hydrolysis activity; dynein light intermediate chain binding; ATP binding
Source: RefSeq, a predicted model, not a curated record